AUGUCUGAUAACAAGAAAGAAAGCGAAGAAGUAUAGACUACUAAUUCUUCAAAUAAGAAAUCAAUCAGAUUUUUACAAGAAUAGUAUGAACAAGAUGAUUAAAUUCCAUCAGGAAACCUUUAAAAAUCAGUGAACACAAGCAGAGCAGUAAGUGACUCAACACGCGAAGGAGAGGAAAGAGAGGAAGAUAUUGAUGAUAUCGUUGGUGAAAAUUAAUCAAAAUUUAAACAUAUUAAGAGUAUUGAUGUUAUUCUACCAAACUGUGAAGAUAAAUUGACUGAAACAGUUUCUCCUUCCAAGAAAGUAGAAAAAAGUUUAAAUGCUAGCAGUCUACAAAGUGAAAACUAAGAUGAUAAUCUCUCAGUUCAUUUUGGAGGAUUAGAAAUUUUAGAUGAUAAUGAAGGUGAACUUCCUAAGUUUGAAUAUGAACCUGAUGAUGUUCCCAUGAAAAGUAUUCUGAAAAACGAUUUAAAUCGCUCAAGAAAUAUAUCGUUCGAUGUUAGAAUGCUAAAAGACAUUGAAGGCAAGAUAAUUAGUCAUGAUAAUUUAUCUAUGAAUCCUGAUGAUUAAAUUGAUAAUGAUUUAAGAAAUUCGAUAUUAAAAAACUGUUAGUUUAAUGAAGAUUCUAUUAGUUAAGGUAGAUCUUAAGGCUCUGGCAUCAUGAAUAAAAGUAUAGAUUCAAAUGAAGAUGAAGAUGAUUAUUUCUAGGAUGAAAAUCAAAACGAAAAUAAAAUUGAGUUUCGUAAUAGAUUAGAUAGUGAAGUUAGAUUUAAAUUAAUUCCUACUGUUUAGGAAGCUUCUGAAAAACCAAUUGAUACUAGCAUUGCUAAAAGAAAUUCUCUACUUUUCCCAGCUUAUUCUAUUUUAAAGAAUAGUCCUCUUGUGCAACCUUCUGAGUUCAAAUCACUCAAAUAAAUUGAAAAGGUGGCCAACCAUAGCCAUCGUAACAGCACUGAUUAAAAUGCAUAUAAGAUAAAUUAAGAAAAUGAAAGUGGAGAAGAUAGUGAGGAUAGUCAAGACAAUGAAGAAUCAGAUGUUCGUUUUGUUGGUGAUAUUGUCCUUCAAGAUGAAAGUGCCUAUAAAUUUAAGUAUAACCCUGAAGAAAACCCAAAGAAACCUAUUAUUAAAAGAGGUUCAUGCAUGACUCAUGCAAUGACUCCAACAGCUAGCGUAUCUUCAUAGUUUGCAUCAAUAGCUUUUUCUAAUGUUAAGAAUGAAGAAAAUAAAAGAAAGCGCAUGUCUUAUGACUUCUUGAAUCUUAAGAAUGUAGAUGGAAAAGUUAUUAAGCACUGGUAGCAAAAAGUAAUUGAAGACACAAAUCUUACUGAAGAUUAAAAUAGAGAUAUUAAGUUUGGAGGGAUUGAAAUUCUUGAAACAGAUAAGCUAGGGGACUAGGUCAAUAUUGCUUCUAAAUCUAUUAAACCCCAAAAACCUAUUCUUAAAACUUACAGGGGACGUAGUUGCUCAUUAGACUUCAAAAAGCCUAUUAAAAAUAUAGAUGGUGUUUACAUUCGUAAAACUCAAAAUCAAGAAGGAGAUGAUGAUGAAGAGGGCGAGAAGGUUGUUCAUUUUGGUGAAGUAGAAUAAGCAGAAGAAAAUGUAGCUAAUAGUGGCAAUACUUGUGGCAAUAAUAUAGCAUAAAAUCAGGCUAAAUAAAUAUCAAUAAAUUUAAAUUUAAUUCGUUAGUAUAACUCAUAAUAAACUGAGGAAUAGUAAAAAUAGAACGAUGAAUAAAAUAAAAAAUCUAUCUUGAAAAGAUCUUCAAGUGUGCAAAUGAGAAAACCACCUACUUUUAAUUCCUCCAAUGACAAUACUCCAACCACUAAAAAGAAAAGUAAUUUCUCUAAUCGUAAAAUUGAAAUCAAAGAGAAUCUAGGUUUCGAUAUUCCUACUUCUGAAAUCUUCACUGCAAACUGGACUUCAAUCCGUAACGACUACAUAGAGUCUGCAUUAAAAUUUUUAGUGAGGAUAGAUACUAAAAAUUUACCUUAAAUUUUCUAACAUGGAAUGCAGCCUCAAUUAUUCAGCCAAAUUAUCGAAGUUCUACAUGAAAGGACUGAAAAUGAUGCUUUUGUCAAAUCUUACAUAGAAAACCUUUACAAAAUUAAGAAUUUCUAGUCUCUCCUGUACAUAAAUAAGUAUCAAUAAGAUAUAAUCUAAGAAAUUCUUGAUUCACUUGAAUAAAACCAUUCUAUUGAUGAGAAUACUUACAAUUAGCUAUGCUCAAUCUAUAUAUUAAAGUAAAGUGAUUGA
Messenger RNA from Tetrahymena thermophila SB210, 2253 nucleotides. RefSeq names its product RPAP3 monad-binding domain protein, putative. The transcript is spliced from 7 exons. Lineage: Eukaryota; Ciliophora; Oligohymenophorea; Hymenostomatida; Tetrahymenidae. The record is from RefSeq and is a predicted model, not a curated record.